GAGAGAGAGAGGGAGAGAGAGAGGAGAGAGGGGAGAGGAAGAGAGAGGGGAGAGAAGAGGGGAGAGAGAGAGGAGAGAGAAGAGGAGAGAGAGAGAGGGAAAGAGAGAGGAAAAGAGAGAGAGAAGAGAAGAGAAGAGAGAGAGAGACGGGAGAGAGAGAUAGAGAGGAGAGGAGAGAGAAGAAAGAAACCCUCGGGAGACUUUUCCACAAAAAAAACCUCAGAGACUUCCCUCACGGGAAACCCUCAAAACCCUUCUAAACCAAAAACCCCCUCAAGUACUCACAAAACCUCAGAGCCCACUCAGAAACCCUCAGAGCCCCAAAACAGAAACGCUCAGAGACACCCCUCACAAAAAACCCUCACAGACACUCUCACAGAAAACCCUCACAGACACCCCAAAAAACCCCUCAAGAUAUUUCCCACAGAACCUCAGAGCCCACUCUCACAGAAACCCAAAACAGAUACUCACAGAAUCCCCAGGGGACUCUCAAAAAACCCUCAGAAAACACUCACAAAACCCAAACCAGAGACUCUCACAAAAAACCCCUCAGAGCCCACUCACAAAAACCCACCAGAGACACUCACAAAACCCCUCAGAACCCCACAGAAACCCUCAGAAAACCUCUCACAGAAACUCAACAACCCCUCUCACGAAACCCCCCAGAACAAUCCCCACAGAAACCCCUCAGAGACACUUCACAAAAAAACCCUCAGGGUCACUCCCCACAGAAACCCUCAGAGACACUCUCACAGAAACCCUCAGAGACACUCACAGAAACCCUCAGAGUCACCCCCCCCAAAAAACCCUCAGAGACACCCCUCACAAAAACCCUCAGAGAAAAUCUCACGGGAAACCCUCAGGGGGACACAGAAACCCUCGAACACUCUCACAAAAACCCCUCAGAGCCCCCUCAAAAAACCCCCCAGAGCCCACUCUACAAAAAACCCCUCAAGACACUCACAAAAACCCUCAGAAACACUCUCACAGAAACCCUCAAGACAACCCUCAGAGACAUCAAAAAAACCCUCGAAAACACCCCGCCCUUCCACGGGGAAACCCCCUCAGAGACACCUCACAAAAAACCCCCAGAGCCCGUCCCCACAAAAAACCCUCAGGGACCUCUCACAGAAACCCUCAGAAAAACACUUAAAAAGAAACCCUAACAAGACCUCUUACGGGAAACCCUCAGAGACAGUCUCACAAAAACCCUCGAGAAAACUCUCAAAAGAAACCCUCAGAGAAACCCUCAAGACACUCUCACAAAAAACCCUCAAGUCCUCUCACAAAAACCCCUCAGAGACCCUCACAGAAACCCCAGAGACACUCUCACAGAAACCCUCAGAUUAUCUAAAGAACCCUCAAAGACACUCUCAAGAAAAACCCUCAGAACAUCUCACAGAAACUAACAGACACUCUCACAGCCCCCUCAAAAGACACUCUCACAAAAACCCCUCAAGCCCCUCCCCACAGAAUCCCUCAGAGAGACCUCCAGACACCCUCAGGGGACCUCACAGACAUUCUCACGGGAAACCCUCAAGAAAACUAACAAAACCCCCAGAGACAUUUCUCACAAAAAAACCCUCACAGACACUCACAGAAACCCUGACGCCCCAUCACCAGCAGUAG
Penaeus monodon (black tiger shrimp) is the source of this 1629-nucleotide messenger RNA. Its product is annotated as proteoglycan 4-like. The record is from RefSeq and is a predicted model, not a curated record. NCBI's taxonomy places the organism in Eukaryota, Metazoa, Arthropoda, Malacostraca, Decapoda, Penaeidae. The transcript has 5 exons. The annotation marks the transcript as partial.